AUGCAUGAAAGAACUUUCGAACUCGUUCCAUUAAUUUAUCAUGUGUCACCAACCGACAGCUUCAAAGUUGAGAGAAUAGAGGGUGUUGCGGCAAUAUUUGGGCCGAGUUCAUCAGAAACAUCUGGCAUAGUGGCAUCAAUUGCCGAGAGCGUUGAAGUACCACACUUAACGGCUUUCUGGGAACGAGAGUCCACAGGCGGUGAAGGAAAGCCAACUCAAAUGACUCUCAAUAUGUAUCCUGACAACGAAGUUCUAUCGCGAGCAUAUGCUGAGCUUCUUAUAGAUUACACUUGGAAGAGUUACACAAUCAUCUACGAAAAUGAUGAUGGAUUGAUAAGACUUAAAGAUGUUUUGCAAAUUCACGAUCCACAAAGUCCCCCUGUAACUGUAAGACAACUUGAAGAUGGGCCCGAUUAUCGACCACUUCUGAAAGAAAUUCAAUCAUCUGGAGAGAGUCACAUAAUACUUGAUGUUAGCCCAGAUAAAAUUGUUACUUUGCUUCGUCAAGCUGCGGAAGUUAAAAUGAUGGAAGAAUAUCAAAGUUACAUCAUAACAUCACUUGAAACGCAUACUUUGGAUUAUGAAGAAUUGAAGUUCAUGAGAGCGAACAUCACAGCGAUGAGGAUGAUAGAUCCGACAAGUUUUGAAGUAAUGAAUGCUAUCAAUGAUUGGGAACAAGGCGAGCGUCAACAUCGGAGAAACUUCCACAUUACACCAGAGAAAGUGCUAACUGAGACAGCUUUAUAUCAUGAUAGCGUGAGAUUGUUUGCAACAGCUGUCCAAGAGCUUGAAUCAGCAGAAGAUGCGGACAAAAUCGAGGCUAAGAAAAUGAAUUGCAAACACCCAACGCCCUGGGAACAAGGGAGCCAACUUGUAAAUUAUAUGAGACUUAAAGCUGAUAAAGGAAUAUCUGGCGAGAUCCUCUUCAACGAACAGGGAAAGCGUUCACAUUUUCAUCUCGAAAUCACUGAACUGUCAAAAGAGGGCUUUAAGAAAAUUGGCACGUGGGAUCCUGUACAUGGAGUGAAUUAUACUCGAACACUUGGUGAAGCUUACGAUCAGAUUGUUGAGUCGCUUCAAAAUAAGACAUUUAUCGUAGCGUCACGUAUCGGAGCUCCAUUUCUCAUGUGGAGGGAGGUGGAAAACGGCGUAAUUUAUGAGGGAAAUCAUCAGUGGGAAGGCUUUUCCAUGGAUUUGAUUGAUGCUAUCUCGAAAAUUCUUCACUUUCACUAUCGAUUCGAGCUUGUCCCUGAUGGAAAAUAUGGAUCAUAUAACAAAGUCACCAAACAAUGGGAUGGUCUUGUGAAACAUUUAUUAGAUCGAAAAGCCGAUUUAGCAAUCUGUGACCUGACGAUUACUUAUGAAAGGAGAACAGCCGUAGAUUUCACCAUGCCUUUCAUGACAUUGGUCAAUCUCUGUCUAAUUUUUGACGCUUUCCUUAUUCUAAAUAUGACAGGCAUCAGCAUACUCUUUUCAAAACCUGUUAAACAGCCACCAGAUUUAUUUUCCUUUCUUUCACCGUUGAGCGUUGAAGUUUGGGUUUUCAUGCUUGCCGCUUACCUUGGAGUUUCCGUUAUGCUGUUUGUUCUUGCACGAAUUGCUCCAGAUGACUGGGAAGCGUCACAUCCAUGCAAUCAAGAAGCUGAAGAGUUGGAAAAUAUUUGGAACAUGCACAAUUGUAUUUGGUUGACGAUGGGCUCGAUUAUGGGUCAAGGAUGUGAUAUUUUACCGAAAGGCUUGUCAACUCGUAUCAUCACAGGUAUGUGGUGGUUUUUCGCCCUCAUCAUGUUGGCUUCAUACACGGCAAAUCUGGCGGCAUUUUUAACUAUGGAACGAAUGGAUGCAACAAUUGACAACGCCGAAGAUUUAGCGAAGCAAAGUAGAAUCAAAUAUGGAGCAGUUAAGGGUGGCUCGACCAUGAAGUUCUUCCAAGAUUCAAACUUCUCAACUUAUCAGAGAAUGUGGGCAACAAUGGAGAGUACAAGACCGAGUGUUUUUACAACAAGCAAUGAUGAAGGUCGUGAACGUGUUGCCAAAAGCAAACGGCAGUACGCGUUUUUGAUGGAAUCAACUUCACUUGAGUACAUAACGGAGCGAAGUUGUGAUCUCACGCAGAUAGGAGGUUUAUUAGAUUCUAAGGGCUAUGGAAUUGCACUGCCAUUGAAUAGCCCGUAUAGAACAGCGAUUAGUGGUGCGGUAUUGAAGCUUCAAGAAGAAGGUAAACUGAGCACAUUGAAGGAGAAAUGGUGGAAAGGAGGAAAAUGUAGAGACGAAAGCUCAUCUGGUGGUGGUGAUGAUGCUGCCGAAUUGGGAAUUGCAAAUGUCGGUGGUGUGUUUUUAGUUCUUGGCUUCGGUUGUCUUUCUGCGUUAAUUGUUGCGAUAAUUGAGUUUCUAUGGAAUGUGAAAAAGGUCGCGGUAGAGGAAAAGUUAACACCAUGGGAGGCAUUAAAGGCUGAACUAUUGUUUGCUGUGAAUAUCUCGAUAGUCACAAAGCCCGUUCACAAUCGCUUGUCAGAAUCGGAAAGUUCAAAGUCAACAAGACGUUCGCAAAGAUUCGGAUCGGAAACGAGAAGCACCUUGAGGGACAAUCAGUCGCAAAAUUGUUUCACUCAGAAAAAGAUCAAAAUCGGUUUUUAUGAGGAAAAGUUGGAAAAUUUUUGCGGAGUAGGAAAAUCACGUUCAGCCGCGAUGAAGUUUUAUCGACAUUUCAUCGUUUUUGUAUUAUUCUGCAUAAUUGAAGUGAAAUCACAACCAAAACGAGUCGUUACUGUCGGUGGAAUCUUUCACGGUGACGAUGACAUCUCGCAAAUUGCUUUUAAACACGCAAUUGAAAGAAUCAAUUCACGUUCGACACUUUACCAAAUCGUUCCCAUGAUGUUCAACAUCUCACGUACAGACAGUUUCAAAGCUCAAACAAUCGUUUGUCAGCUUGCAUCUGAGGGCGUCGACGUAAUUUUCGGACCGAGUUCUGUUGAAACUUCAGGCAUUGUUGCUUCGAUUGCUGAAAAAUUUGAAAUUCCUCACAUAAUUUUUCACUGGAAAACAAAGCCAUUGUAUUGGGAGAAAUCAGUUGAGCACACAAUGACAUUAAAUCUUUACCCAGAUUCCAAUGCGUUAGCAGAAGCUUAUGGAAAUGUUCUCAGUGGAUAUUCGUGGAAAAGUUAUACGAUCGUUUAUGAAAACAAGGAAAGUUUGAUUCGAUUAAAAGACGUGCUUCAAGUUCACGAUUCAUCGUCGCUAAAAAUUGAAAUAAGAAAAUUAGAUGACAGAUAUGGUUCGAUUUUAAAAGAGAUUCGUGCAAGAGGUGAUGUCAACAUCGUUCUCGACAUUGGUCCUGAUAAAAUUGUUCCAUUUCUCACUGAAGCUGCAAGUGUGAAGAUGCUUGGUGACUACAAUAAUUAUUUCAUUACAAAUCUAGACACUCACACAUUAGACAUAUCACAAGUUCAAAACAGAACAGCAAACAUAACAUGUAUUAGACUUGUUGACAUCAAUAGUGAUGAGUUGAUUAACGCACUUCGUGUUUGGAGACAAAGAGAAUAUAAUUUCAAUAUGGACGAGAAGCAAGUGCCACACGAAGCUGCACUAGUUCAUGAUGCUGUUCAACUUUAUUUUAAUGGCUUACAAAGUAUUGGACACAACUAUAGAUUCCAAAAAACAACGCACAAUUGUUCAGAACCACGAAGUGGCUCAAAAUCCAAUUUCGGUUUUCAACUUAUAAACUUUUUAAAAAAUCAAGAAUUUGAUGGUGCGACGGGAAAAGUUGUUUUCAACAAUAUUUUACCAAACAAAGGUGGUCGAACUGAAUUUAGAAUUGAAAUUUUAGAAAUGGUUAAAGACAAAUUUAUCAGCAUUGGUCAUUGGGACACGACCGAAAAAGUUGUCGUGAAUCGCAUUGAAGAAGAACUUGACAUGCAAAGAACCGAAGCGAUGCACAACAAAACGUUUAAAAUUAUAAGUAAAUGGGGAGAACCGUUUCUGAUGCCGGCAGAAGCACCGGAUGGCACAAUUCUUGAGGGUAACGCUCGUUUCAAAGGUUACGUACCGAGAUUGAUCAAAGAACUUCAGAAGAACAUGGGAUUUAAAUUUGUUUUGGAAGUAGUGCCCGAUGGUGAAUAUGGUUCACUUAAUAAAGAGACAAAGAAAUGGAAUGGUUUGGUAAAACAUUUAUUGGAUCGAAAAGCUGACUUGGCUGUCGCUGAUUUAACAAUCACAUACGAAAGAAAAACUGCUGUCGAUUUCACAAUGCCAUUCAUGGGUCUGGGAAUUGGCAUUUUGUUCGUGAAGCCAGCUAAGAAAGAAACCAAUUUGUUCUCGUUUCUUGAUCCAUUCGAUAUAAACGUUUGGAAAUUUACUGGAGCCGCAUACCUUUCAGUCUCCGUUCUUAUUUUCAUUCUCUCAAGAAUCAAUAGAGAUGAUUGGGAACCGGCACAUCCUUGCAUGCAAGAACCGGAAGAAGUUGAAAGUAUUUGGAAUAUUUUGAAUUGUGUUUGGUUAGCUAUGGGAAGUAUCAUGGGUCAAGGUUGCGACAUUUUGCCCAAAGGAUCAACCACAAGAAUCGUUACAGGGAUGUGGUAUUUUUUCGCGUUAAUUAUGCUGGCAUCUUACACGGCAAAUCUUGCUGCUUUCUUAACCAUGGAUCGUAUGGAUAAAACUAUCGGCAGUGCUGAAGAUUUAGCAAAGCAGGUUAAGAUAAAAUAUGGAGCGGUUAAAGGUGGAUCCACAAUGAGAUUCUUUCAAGAAUCAAACUUUUCAACUUAUCAGAGAAUGUGGGCAGCAAUGGAGACAAAUGGCGAUGACAGUCACACUACAUCAAAUCAAGAAGGUGUUGCUCGUGUUUUAAAAGACAGAGAAAAGUAUGCAUUUAUGAUGGAAUCAGUUCCAAUGCAGUAUGCUAUAAAUAAAGAAUGUGACUUGAAGCAAGUUGGUGAAUUACUUGAUAGCAAAGGAUAUGGAAUUGCUCUGCCAAUGGAUUCUCCUUGGAGAAAAGCAUUUUCUGAACAGAUUUUGGCGCUUAGUGAAAAAGGAGUUUUGGAUCAAUUGAAGAGGGAAUUUUGGAAGAAAAAAAAUGAUUGCGGAGAAACUAAAACUAAAGACGAAUUGGGUAUUGAGAAUGUUGGUGGUGUUUUCUAUGUACUUGCUUAUGGCUGUUUAAUCGCUUUUAUCGUAGCACUGGCAGAGUUUCUGUGGAAUGUUGAAAAAAUAGCAGUUCAGGAAAAGAUUACACCUUGGGAUGCAUUAAAAUCAGAGCUCGCUUUCGUUCUGAAGUUCUUUAUCACCACGAAGCCUGUUCGAUCGAAAUCCAGUGAACUUAUUAGCGGCAAAUCAUCUCCACCUCGUUCUUUAAAAACACGAUCACGAUAUGGAUCUGAAUCAAGAAGUUUGAAGAACAAAUCAACACGAAGCUUGAUUUACGAUGACAGCAAUUCGAAAAGUUUAUUGAAUUUAAAUUAAAGGUUUGAAUUUUGUGAAGUUUUCAGGUUUUUCGUUUGAUUUUCAAAUAAAAUUAUUUAAAUACGAAAUA
This is a messenger RNA of Clunio marinus, 5524 nucleotides long. The record is from the annotation of a GenBank genome assembly. NCBI's taxonomy places the organism in Eukaryota, Metazoa, Arthropoda, Insecta, Diptera, Chironomidae.